GGAAGCUCUGCUGCCGAAACACUACGUCGGCUCCAGUUUAUAAUAAACACAUUACGGAUUAUUUUAUGGAUUUAUAAAUGCACAUUUCAAAGGAAACGUUUGACGGAUUGUACCGCGAACUAGGAAGUGUUAUCUAAGAAGUGAGUGGAAUUUAGAAGUUUUCUCCAGCAAGGAUCUGGAUUGAUGUCUUCAUGCAACUAUUUUGGAAAGAGACGAAGGGCAUCUUAACGAAGACUCCAAUUAAAACUAGUUACGGUGACAUCCCGUUCUCGCCGGGCACAGUAGGUGUUGCGGCUUCUCUCGGCUCCACCGGGGAGAUGUUUCAGGGGUUCCCCGGAGACCCCGACACCGGCUCCCGUGGAAGCUCAUCUCCUUCUCUUGAAUCUCAGUACCUGUCGUCCGUGGAAUCCUUCGGAAGCCCCCCCACCACCAGCGCACCACAAGAGUGUGUAUCCACCACUGGUGGGGUAGGGGUGGGUGGACUUUCAACUGGCACCGGGGCAGGGGUGGACAUGCCCAGCUCAUUUGUGCCCACAGUGACGGCCAUCACCACCAGCCAGGAUCUGCAGUGGAUGGUGCAGCCUACUCUCAUCUCAUCUGUGGCACCAGGGCAAAGCGCCACGGGCUCCAGAACCAUGACGCAGCCUGUUGCCUUGGAUCCUUAUGACCUGCCAGGCCCAAGUUAUUCUACUGCUGGAAGCUUCACCCCACCGAGCUCUGAUGCGCCUGGCCCAGUGCGUCAGUCUCGUAGCCGUCGCCGCACACGCGAUGAAACGUUGACCCCUGAAGAGGCGGAGAAAAGAAGAGUUAGACGAGAGAGAAAUAAACUGGCUGCCGCUAAGUGUAGAAACCGACGGCGUGAGCUCACAGACAGGUUACAGUCGGAGACAGACAUUUUGGAGGAGGAGAAGGCUGAGCUAGAGGCAGAAAUAUCUGAGUUGCAAAAGGAGAAGGAACGCCUGGAGUUCGUCCUGGUUGCGCACCAGCCCGGCUGCAAAAUUCCCUAUCAGGACCAGCCGCCUGCGCAGAUGCAGCAGACCUCCCCACAGGCGCCUUCCGUCUCUGUGGUGGGCUUGACUGUGAAGGAGGACUCUUUCUACCUGCCGCCCGCCUACUCGUCCCACCACCACGUCCCGGUUUCACAGCCCAAGACACAGCCGGUCCCAGCACAGCAGCAAGGGAUGAUGCAGGAGGUAGCCUUUUCUAGUUCUUUCUAUGGCCAGGGCCAGCCGGCUCCGGACGGCCCGUGCCUUAUUGCCGACGGUGGCGGUAACGUUGACACCGGCAGCUACAUCCCCUCAUACACAUCUUCAUUUGUGUUCACCUACCCAGAGGGAGCCUGCGGGGCCAGCGCUACACUGCGAACCAGCAGCAGCGAUCAGUCCUCUGAUUCCCUGAACUCACCCUCGCUUCUUGCACUUUGAGAGCUUUGCAUCUCUGCCUCUGCUUGCCUGUCGACAAAAACACACAAGCACGUACAGAUUCAAACGUUUGGCAUUAAGUAAUUGUAGGGCAGAUAAACUGGGAUCUCAGACAUUGACCUCUUACGUUAAGGUCUCGUUAAAUAAAAGCCCAGAUGUCUUAGCAUCUAAGUGACUUCAUCAAGGUGAUGUAAGUGUAUAUUAAUUCACAAUGAAUUCAGGCUUAAUAUCAAGAAGAGUCACUAGCCAAUGCAGACACGCGCACACGUUUAAAUUCUCAUGGAUGUUUAAAUCCGCCCGCGUGUGCUGCACGUGAUCAUAAUAAAAGCACAUUAGCUCUCUCCCUCUUGCUUCUAUCUCUUCUUGCUCUGGCAUACAUUGGUGUACCAUCUCCCUCGUUCUCGCUCUAUCCAUGCCAGUGUUUUUGUCUAAGCGGAAAAAGGGGGCAAAGAACUGCUGUGGCUUUUGUGGGUUUCGUUUAUUUUUUUGGGCCAGAUUGCCUUGCUUUUUUCCCCAUGCAGUUCAUCCACACCUUUUCUGACUUCUCCUGUGAAACGGGGACGUUACCGCACAAUCUCUAGCUACUUGUCUAUUUCUUUUUACUCCCUCCGUUGUCCACAUCUGUUUCUCCUCUCUCCUGUCUCUAUGUACCUCUGGUUCUCUCCGAAGUCUUCAGCCCCUGAGAGCCCGUUGGACCCUGAAAGCCCAUGGAACCUUGAGUGAGUGCCAGCCCACCCCAACACCACAAACUCCCCUCGCACGGACCGGCCUGCUUCAUUGCACAGUGGAACCUCAGAGCCUUUCUCAAUGGGCAGACAUUUCAAAUCAUCCUAACAAAACAGACACAGCACGCUAAUCAAACGACCGCAAAUGCCAUUUCAGAAGCUAUAAAGGCCAAAGGGUCGGGACUCUUUAUUCCUCCUUAUCGCUGAGGAUUUAUUCAGAUGAGUGAAGAAACACUGGGUAGACUUUAGCAAGGCCAGCAGAGGAGCUUCAACAGGCAGGUGCUAAGAGAGCCAUUGGAAUCUGGAGGUAUGAGAUCCAAUAAUCUGGAUUGGAAUUAUUCAUGAGGUCUGUUCGGUGGUAUAGCUCCACAUGUCACCUCCUGCUGGUCCUCAUAUUUCUCAGAGCUUUGACGUAAUGUUAUGCCCUUUCAUGUUUACUGUGUGAAUUAGAAGGGUUUGUUUCAUUCUGUGUUUCAAUGAUAGUAUUAACUCUCAUGAGUGCAUACAAAGGCGGCUUUUAUUGUGUGUUACACCAAUAGUGUCAAUCGGUGUCUGAGUUUGAAAAGCAUUAUAAUGAAAAUGAAAGACCAACAAAAAAGACAACAACAUAGACAACCUCUUGGUUUUGGAUGAGUGGCCUCUGUGCUUCUAAAAGUCGUCGCUGUUGUUCUUGAGUUGUGGAUCUGGUUUAGCACAGCUCCAGUCGUUGAUGUGAAUGGAAGUCACAGAGGACUGCAUUUCCAGUUUAUUUCUUUCUUUAAGGGGGUUGUUAAAGCCGAAACAAAGUAAAGCACAAAAGCCAGCUAUAGACGGAAGGAAGGAAGGAAAACAACGGUGGCCAAAAGGAUGCAAUGUGCUUAUGAAUAUGAACCAUCUACUUUUCUGUGAAUGUUGAUGAUUUUUGAUGUUUUAAGUUACAGAUUUGUCAUUAUGCUUAUCUCUUUUGCUCUUGAUUGUGCCGUUGCUGCCAAAUGGAAGAAUUUUGUGGGGCUCUUAGCUGCUCCUUCUCUCUGUUACUGUUGUCGUACUGCAGUUAUCACAAAUAUUGUUAUUAUGGUUAUUAUUAUUUCAUAGUUAGCUCAUGUUGGCAACUGAAAAGGCAUGUUGUGCUCUAUGCUCUAUGUCAUAAACUAUAUAUAAAAUAUAUAAAAACAUAUAUUAUGUAUGCAUAUAUAUACAUAUUCAGUGUGUAUAUAUAUCUGCAAUGAUUGUAAUGUAAUGUAUGAAUGUUCAGAAAAUGAUAUUUUUGUCAAUGAAGACAGAAGAGAGAGCUUGAUGCACUUGGUUUUGGUUUAAACAGAUAUUUUUCUAAAAAGAACAAAAGAUAUAUAUUAUAAUAAACAAUAACAGCUCACCUUUCCCUUAAAAUGAAAAGCAUUGUCACUGCCUUUCAUUCAAAAUGUGUACUAUGUAUGAUGAUUUUAUUCAAACUGUGGUGCAUAUAUGUGUAUCACGGAUUUGUGGAAGCUAUCCACUGCUUUUUGCUGUGCUUGAUUUGUCAAUAUUAUUGGUCCCACAGCAUUUGUUCAUCAACCCCUGUGGACAAAACACACUGGACACAAACAUCUAUGACUGCAUAAAUAAAAAAAUAAAUAUGCUAAAGAAAAAAUAAGAUAUGAAUCGAGUGUCUCAAUGUAUCAAUGUAGAUGACCUUAUAAUAUUCAACUGUGUUUAUCAAGCAGUUGUGAUGUAUUUUCCUAUGUAUUUAUCAUGUCCAGUGUGUGCUGUCUGCCCCUUAUUUUGUGUGUGGGCUUGAUGGACAACCACUUUCAAUUAGCCCUAAAACACAGAUGCAAGUAUUUCAACACAGGGAAGAUCUAUUGUUCUUAAUGACUUUGGCUUCAUCUGUAGUUUUGUAUGGGAUGGAAAAGAUCAUAUGUACAGUCGUUGAAAAUGAAAUGCCUUUUUAUGCUACAUUUAUAUACACAAGUGCACCAUUGUCUUGAAUUUAGACCUGUUAUGGGUGCAAAUUUAAAGCGGAGGUAAAACAUAAGCUCUAUGUGCUAAUUUAACAUUCAUUAUGUCAUCUCAGUUACGGUGGGAUACAGUAUCACCAAAUGUAAUGAAGGACAAACUCUGAUUUCACAAAGAGGGACAAUAUUAGAUUUCUCAUUUAAUUAAGUUUGUGCUGUCAAACAGCUUUGUGAUACAACAUUACAUUGAUAUCAAUUCCAAAUUUUCUUUAAAAGACUACAUUGUGUGUAACAACAGUUUUAUGUUGUUUUGUUUUUUUAGCUGUUUUUGCUUUUGUUACUUCUACGCCAAAAUAUGUUACUGUAUCCUUACUUAUGUGAUCUGGCUCUGAUAUCAUAAAGAAAUGAAAAGUAUUGGUUAAAUGUUACAGUAUAUGACUCUGUGGUCUUCCACUUUGCAAAAACUCCUUGUUAGGCUUAACCGCACAAUCGCUGGAGGCUACGAUAAUUCUAGGUAUUACCAAAUUCACACAGUAGAAUGCAAUAUAUCAGAUACUCUAGGAGAACCAUGUAGCAAAUCAACUUAAUUGUAAGAUUAAAAUCAAUCCUGAAUACUACAGUGUCACAGUGAAGAAUAGAAUCUGUCUUUACAGUUUAUCUCAUGUAUGAUUUACUCUGCUAAGUACUCUAUGAAUGGAUGGUUAUGCAUUGUGAGGUUGUAAAACGUCAGUGCCUCUCAGCUCGGUGGGAAUCAUUUGAUAGAUGAAUUGUCUUUACUUCCUAUUGCACAUUUGAAGAUUGCCUUUAAUAUAAAAGAGUGAAAUGUUAGUGAUCAUAUUUUACAACCUCUUGUUUCAAACAGUGUAAAGAGGGCUGACUUACAUCAGACACAUUUUUGCCUUUUUUGAAGGGAAAGGAACGCUAGGCGUAAACAUCAAAGAAUAUUGUAAACUGAAAAUAAUAUGGUGCUUUUUCAAUACUUUUUGUCUUUGUACAGUAUAUACUUGAUAAGAAAGCAGAUAUCAGAAGUGUCUGGAAGGUUUGAUGUCAUGGGCUUUUGGACACUCUCGAAGAGUGCUUUCCUCACCAUGACUGAUGGCCCUGCUCUAAGUUCUCAUAUUUGAACAGCAUAUUUAAUUCAUUCUGAACCACCCUUGUGAAUGAUAUAAACACCGCUUUACGUUCUUUAUCUUUUCCUCUCCAUUUCAUUUCACUUUAUGCUAUAUUUCUAGCCCUUUAAUGAAUGGAGAAGGACACUUCAUAUUGUUACAUAGACUGUGAAAAGUAGGUGUACUGUCCUAUCUUAAUAUCUUUGUAUGACGUCUGGUUUUUCUUGUAAUGGAAAUGUCUACAAAAUAAACAUAUUCA
Molecule: messenger RNA, 5427 nt
Organism: Triplophysa rosa
Lineage: Eukaryota; Metazoa; Chordata; Actinopteri; Cypriniformes; Nemacheilidae
Gene: fosb
Product: FBJ murine osteosarcoma viral oncogene homolog B
Exons: 5
Coding region: 192-1424 (410 amino acids)
Biological process (GO): regulation of transcription by RNA polymerase II
Cellular component (GO): nucleus
Molecular function (GO): DNA-binding transcription factor activity, RNA polymerase II-specific; RNA polymerase II cis-regulatory region sequence-specific DNA binding
Source: RefSeq, a predicted model, not a curated record